GCGGGCGGCCGGUGACUCGGUAACCUGUCGCUCAGGUUCCUGUCGGCGCCCUCCCCGCCCGCCUCGCUGCCGAGGUCCUGCCUGGCCGCGAAGAGCCGCGCGGUGCACGGACGCGCCGUCUAGGACGGCGAAGCAGCCUGGACCCUGGGCCCGCACUGUUUUGCCUUCUCAGCACUGGCCAGCACGAAGGACGCCAUGAGCCAGCCAGGCCCCAUGAGCUGCUGCCCAGGUUCCACCAACGGCAGCCUGGGCAGGUCCGAUGGUGUGGCCAGGAUGAGCGCCAAGGACCUGUUUGAGCAGAGGAAGAAGUACUCCAACUCCAAUGUCAUCAUGCAUGAGACCUCCCAGUACCAUGUCCAGCACCUGGCCACAUUCAUCAUGGACAAGAGUGAGGCCAUCACAUCUGUGGAUGAUGCCAUCCGGAAGCUGGUGCAGCUGAGCUCCAAGGAGAAGGUGUGGGCCCAGGAGAUGCUGCUGCAGGUCAGCGAUCAGUCAGUGCGGCUGCUGGACAUUGAGACACAGGAGGAGCUGGAGAACUUCCCGCUGCCCACGGUGCAGCACAGCCAGACAGUGCUCAACCAGCUGCGCUACCCCUCCGUGCUGCUCCUGGUGUGUCAGGACUCUGAGCAGAACAAGCCCGACAUCCACUUCUUCCACUGCGACGAGGUGGAGGCCGAGCUGGUCCAGGAGGACAUCGAGAGCGCAUUGGCCGACUGCCGGCUGGGGAAGAAGAUGAGGCCACAGACUCUGAAGGGACACCAGGAGAAGAUCCGUCAGCGGCAGUCGAUCCUGCCUCCUCCCCAGGGUCCGGCCCCCAUUCCUUUUCAGCGCCAGACUGGGGACUCCCCUCACGCUAAGAACCGAGUGGGCCCCCCAGCCCCGUUCCAGGACCCAGGCUACCGUCACCGGGAAUCGCAGGAAGAGGAGCCGCGGGCAGUGCUGGCCCAUAGGAUAGAAAAGGAGACGCAAAUCCUCAACUGCGCCCUGGACGACAUUGAGUGGUUCGUGGCCCGGCUGCAGAAGGCAGCCGAGGCUUUCAAGCAGCUGAACCAGAGGAAGAAAGGGAAGAAGAAGGGCAAAAAGGGGCCGGCAGAGGGCGUCCUCACCCUGCGGGCGCGGCCCCCAGCCGAAGCUGAGUUUGUGGACUGCUUCCAGAAAACCAAGCUGGCCAUUAACCUACUCGCGAAGUUGCAGAAACACAUCCAGAACCCCAGCGCCGCAGAACUGGUGCACUUCCUCUUCGGACCGCUGGACCUGAUCGUCAACACCUGCGGAGGCCCGGACCUCGCCCGCUCCGUGUCCAGCCCCCUGCUCUCCCGUGACGCCGUGGGCUUCCUGCGCGGCCACCUGAUCCCCAAGGAGAUGUCACUGUGGGAGUCGCUGGGGGAGACUUGGACGCGGCCCCGCUCCGAGUGGCCGCGGGAGCCGCAGGUGCCUCCCUACGUGCCCAAGUUCCACAGCGGCUGGGAGCCACCCCUGGACGCGCUACAGGAGGCACCCUGGGAGGUCGAGGGGCCCGUGUCAGUGCCCGAGGAACAGCCAACCCUUGGGCGCCGACUGUCUGCACGAAGCUCCCCCAAACACAUCUCGAGUGAGCCCACAGCCCCGGGGGACGUGCUGCUGCCCCCUGGCUCCCCCCACUCUCAAAGGGGCUGCCAGCCAAUGCCAGCCAUGGCCAAGUACGUGAAGAUCCUCUACGACUUUACAGCCCGCAACGCCAACGAGCUCUCAGUGCAAAAGGAUGAGCUUUUAGAGGUGCUGGAGGACGGGCGGCAGUGGUGGAAACUGCGCAACCGAAGUGGCCAGGCCGGCUAUGUGCCCUGCAACAUCCUAGCGGAGGCACGGCCUGAAGAUGUCAUCUCUGCCCCAGAGCAGGCCAGUCAGAGAUUCUGGGGUCCUGCCAGCCCUACCCACAAACUGCCCCCGACCUUCGCUGGCAACAAGGAUGAGCUGAUCCACCACAUGGACGAAGUGAAUGAUGAGCUGGCCAGGAAGAUCACCCACUUCAAGAUGCAGCAGUCGCGGCCCUUCCGGGUGGAGCGCAGCCAACCCGUGCACCUGCCACUCACCUUUGAGUCAGGGCCCGAGGAAGUCCGAGCCUGGCUGGAGGCCAAAGCCUUCAGCAGCCGCAUCGUGGAGAACCUCGGCAUCCUGACUGGCCCCCAGCUUUUCUCACUCAACAAGGACGAACUAAAGAAGGUUUGCGGGGAGGAGGGCGUCCGAGUAUAUAGCCAGCUCACGAUGCAGAAGGCAGUUCUAGAGAAGCAGCAGAGCGGGUCGGAGCUGGAGGAACUCAUGAACAAGUUUCAUUCCAAAAGCCAGAGGAGGGUGGAGGACAGCUAGACCUGGCUGUGCCAUUGCCUGGAUGGGCAGAGGGCUGCACCCUGUGCUGGGCCUACCCCGUGCGUCGGGUGUCCUCUUCAUCAGCGUGUUUAUUUUGUACCAAGGACGCAGGCCAGGUGGGGCGGGCACUUGCUUCCAGGCCUAGGCCUGGCUGGCCCUCCUCUACCCCCCAGUUAACACACUGCCCACACCAAGGAUCAGGGUCAGCCCAAACCUGUGCCCACCCCUGGGUCCUCAGCCACCUAUCCCAGACCACAGAACUCCCCAGGGGGAUGGAACUCUUGCACUGGCCUCCUGUGCGUGGAGUGCUCUUGGCCCUGGGAUGCUGACCCCCAGCCUGCCAGCUUCUGCCUCUGCCUGCUUGUCUUACCCCCACACUCAGAAGGGUUGGAGCUCAGAGCUGGCUGGGCAGUGACCUGGCCUCCAGAUUUUCCCCACCCCAGGUGCUUCUGGGAAAGAGCAGCCUGAUCAGGGUCUCCAGGAAAGGGCCCCGUCAAGGUCGGAGGGACCUGAGGACUGGCUUCAGACCUCCACAGAGCCCAGAAAGAGCUUCCCCUGACCAUGUCCCAGUUCAGUAGAGCCUGCCUGCUAUGCUGGUAGCUGUCUGGGGCCCGGAACAAGUGUCACACUCAGAGAUGAGACAAGGAGGCUCUGAGGCCAUGUCAUUAAAACAGUUAUCUCCU
This is a messenger RNA of Octodon degus (degu), 3026 nucleotides long. It is a transcript of the gene Eps8l2, whose product is annotated as EPS8 like 2. Gene Ontology annotation, cellular component: vesicle; ruffle membrane; plasma membrane. The record is from RefSeq and is a predicted model, not a curated record. The transcript is spliced from 21 exons. Gene Ontology annotation, biological process: regulation of Rho protein signal transduction; Rho protein signal transduction; positive regulation of ruffle assembly. NCBI's taxonomy places the organism in Eukaryota, Metazoa, Chordata, Mammalia, Rodentia, Octodontidae. Gene Ontology annotation, molecular function: actin binding. The coding region runs from base 196 to 2343 and encodes 715 amino acids.